Camellia sinensis is the source of this 1583-nucleotide messenger RNA. RefSeq names its product protein Dr1 homolog. Gene Ontology annotation, molecular function: protein heterodimerization activity. Lineage: Eukaryota; Viridiplantae; Streptophyta; Magnoliopsida; Ericales; Theaceae. The record is from RefSeq and is a predicted model, not a curated record.
ACCAAACGCGGCCUUACUGAUCGGAGCCCCAAAGUCCUUCUCCCUCUUCCUCAGCAAAUCAUCUUCACCGCACACCUGUCUCCGGCCACAUACCCUCUUUCCUUCAUCUUCAACCUAUUUCCAUAUACAUACACACUCGCUUAUAUAUAGCGAAAUCAACAACCCUCAUCUAAACUAUCUCCACACGCCCUCCUCCUCCGUGUACCUCACUGACCAAACAAGCAUGGCCGCAAUGGGUAGUUCAUCCUCACGCGCUACGACUGCGCUUGGGAAAUCGAGUCCCAACGCGCUGUAGAGAGAUUUUAACCUAAUCGCCGCAGAUCUCUCUGCGAAUUCGAACCACCAUUCGUUAGGGUUCAAGUUCUUCAAUCUCUCGGGCGAAAAUGGAACCUAUGGACAUCGUUGGGAAGACAAAGGAGGAUGCUUCGCUUCCGAAAGCAACCAUGACCAAGAUCAUUAAGGAGAUGUUGCCUCCAGAUGUUCGUGUUGCAAGAGAUGCUCAAGAUCUCUUAAUUGAGUGUUGUGUUGAGUUUAUAAACCUUAUUUCAUCGGAGUCCAAUGAAGUCUGUAGCAGAGAAGAAAAAAGAACAAUUGCACCAGAGCAUGUACUCAAGGCUUUAAAGGUUCUCGGUUUCGGGGAAUAUAUUGAAGAGGUUUAUGCUGCAUAUGAACAACACAAGCUCGAGACUAUGCAGGACACACUAAAAAGUGGGAAGUGGAACAAUGGAGCCGAAAUGACAGAGGAAGAAGCAUUGGCCGAGCAGCAAAGGAUGUUUGCAGAGGCCCGGGCAAGAAUGAAUGGUGGGGCCACGACCCCAAAACAACCUGGCCCCGAGGCCAUCAUCCCCAAACAACCCCAACACGAGGCCGAGGCCAAGCCCAAGCCUGAGCCUGAGCACGAGGCCAAGCCUGAGCCUGAGCCUGAGCCUGAGGCCAAGCUCGAGCCAACUGUGAAUAGCUAGCUAGCUGUAGGAACCACCCUUUUUGUCUUGAACCAUAGGCAAGCAUCUUUAUCUCCAUCUAUUCUCCAUAUGUGCUCUCUCUCUUAUUUAUGUACAAAAAGCCCUUUUGCUUAGUGUACUGAAAUAUUCUAGAUUCAAGUUUAUUUGUAGUUUUAUGAAUUAUUACGUCUAUAAGUAUGUUGUAAUUAGUGAGAGUUUGUUCAAAUUUGCUUCUCUUUCACAAUGUUAUGUCCACCACUUUAGUGUCGCUUUGAAUAACCAACCUAAAAUUGUCAAGACCCGGAUUCUCUUGUACCAAAAUCUGUCGACUCUGUCAAUGUACUUUUAGCCCCAUGAUAUGAUAGAAUCUUGAGACUAUUGUGUGACUAGAGUGCAUUAGACGGAGGGAUCAAAAAAUUUGGGUAGAAAGUCUCUUGUUGGGGUAGUAGGGAUCAUGACAAGGGCUGAACACAAAUCACUUAGUAUUUUUGCACUUGUAGUAGAGAGGUUGACUAUUUUUGUAUUUUAUUUGCAAUGUCUAGUGAAAUCUUUGUAAUUGUGGAUGUAAUUUUAAUUUUAGAAUAAAUUUUAUAAAUCUUGUAUUAUUAUUUCAUGUUAUUUAUAAUUCUUAUUUAUUUGCUC